Eremomyces bilateralis CBS 781.70 is the source of this 563-nucleotide messenger RNA. RefSeq lists its product as uncharacterized. The coding region runs from base 164 to 409 and encodes 81 amino acids. The transcript has a single exon. Lineage: Eukaryota; Fungi; Ascomycota; Dothideomycetes; Eremomycetales; Eremomycetaceae. The record is from RefSeq and is a predicted model, not a curated record.
AUAGGAAGGUCGACUUCGUGGCUCGCAGCGCUGGUCGAAUGGUUGCAGAACCGUGAGUGAUGAAUGCUUUGGAAGUGACGGUGAUACUGACGAUGAUCUCUAGUUCUAUCCUAUAAGCUUUGCUAGUCAACUCCCCGGUACCUGCCCCAAGGACCAGACAGUCAUGAAGUGUUUCCUUAUCCUCACUCUUUUGGCUUCUCUGCGCGCCAGCGCCAGUGCUCAACCCGUGCUCGAUAAGAAAGAUGUGGAUUUGGAAGAGGCCAUCAAAGCCUACAACGCGGUUCUGAAUCCCGAAAAGGGCGCAUCACCCCUCGGAGCAUACAAAGACAUUAUCGAUGCCGCCGACGCACGACAGGUGCUUGGAGUGGCAGGUACCCGACUCUACGGGACUGGGCGCGUGCCACCUUAAGAGUGAAGAGGCUCGAGCGUGGGUGCGGAAUUGGACUGAGUGUACAUAGAGUCCACGAAGGUGUGGGAGUGAUAGGACAAGUAAAUAUUGUGAGGACAUAGCACAAGGGCAAGCCUGCCAUUCUGGCGGUCCACCUGCCGUCGUCUCUUUUACU